Molecule: messenger RNA, 1312 nt
Organism: Dryobates pubescens (Downy woodpecker)
Lineage: Eukaryota; Metazoa; Chordata; Aves; Piciformes; Picidae
Gene: SIRT7
Product: sirtuin 7
Exons: 8
Coding region: 335-1291 (318 amino acids)
Molecular function (GO): NAD+ binding
Source: RefSeq, a predicted model, not a curated record
GCCGCGCUGCAGGGUCGGGGCGCUGGGGCUGGGCAGGGCGGGCGGCGGUAUUUAUUGCUAAGUUAUUGCCCGGGCGGGCCGGGUGUGCGUUAUUUAUUGCUGUACAGAGUGUCCGUCCGCGGCCGCGGCCGCCGCUGUUUUGUACGUGACAAUAAACCGCUUUCAAACAGCCGCCGCCUGGCGCUUCCUUGGGGCGCGGUGCACCGUGGCGCGGGGGGACGCUGUCGCGGGCGGGUCGGCGCUGCCGGAAGUGGCUGCUGGCCGCUCUCGCCGGUUAACGGAAGCGGCUCUGGGGUGGGGCGGCCGGCAGCGGAAGCGCGGCGCUUCCGGGGUGAUGGCGGCCGGCGGCAGCCUCAGCCGCUCGGAGCGGAAAGCGGCGGCGCGGGCCGAGAUCCUUCUGCAAGAGGAGCAGCGGGACCGGCGGAGACAGGUGUCCCGCAUCUGGAGGAAGCCGCCGGCGGAGCGGAGCCCCGAGGAGUGCCAGGUGCUGAGUGAGAGCGAGGACAUCGUCCGGGAGCUGGAGAGGCGCCGCAAGCGGCGGGAGCGGCUGCGCCGGCGGCAAGAGGAGGUAUGUGAUGAACCAGAAGAGUUAAAGAGAAAGGUCACUGAGUUGGCCACUGCUGUCCAGAAUGCCAAGCACCUUGUCAUCUAUACAGGAGCUGGGAUCAGUACGGCAGCUUCAAUCCCUGACUACAGAGGCCCUAAUGGCAUAUGGACGUUGCUGCAGAAGGGCAGGAGCAUCAGGGCUACAGAUCUGAGUGAGGCAGAGCCCACACUCACCCACAUGAGCAUCGCCUGCCUGCACAAGCACAACCUGGUGCAGCAUGUGGUGUCUCAAAACUGUGAUGGGCUGCACCUGCGGAGUGGGUUACCCCGAGCAGCAAUAUCUGAGCUUCAUGGAAACAUGUACAUAGAGGUCUGCACUUCCUGCACACCAAACAGAGAGUAUGUGCGAGUAUUCGACGUGACGGAGCGCACAGCCCUGCACCGGCAUCACACGGGCAGGAUGUGCCACAAGUGUGGGGCACAAUUGAGAGAUACAAUCGUCCACUUUGGGGAGAAGGGGACAUUGAGACAGCCCCUGAACUGGGAAGCAGCAACAGAAGCUGCAAGCAAAGCAGAUGUGAUUCUUUGUCUGGGUUCCAGCUUAAAGGUUUUGAAAAAAUACCCUCGCCUCUGGUGCAUGAGCAAGCCACCCACACGUCGUCCAAAGCUCUACAUAGUGAACCUGCAGGUGAGAGCCUUUUGCAAGGGAUUUGGCUGGUUUGGGCUAAACAACACCGGUCUGUGAUGCAUCCAUCCACUCUGCAGC